Bipolaris sorokiniana ND90Pr is the source of this 3387-nucleotide messenger RNA. RefSeq lists its product as uncharacterized. NCBI's taxonomy places the organism in Eukaryota, Fungi, Ascomycota, Dothideomycetes, Pleosporales, Pleosporaceae. The record is from RefSeq and is a predicted model, not a curated record. Gene Ontology annotation, biological process: protein phosphorylation. Gene Ontology annotation, molecular function: protein kinase activity; ATP binding. The coding region runs from base 348 to 3257 and encodes 969 amino acids. The transcript is spliced from 4 exons.
UAUCUUUGGCGCUUUGGACGCGUAUCGUAACCUAAUGGCAGUCACGACUACACUAGAAGAGACGUAUGUCUUGUUGGAUAAACUGGACCUUUUGCUUCAAAGGCUGUUUCCAGGCCGGUAUUCGGUCAAGAUUUCUGGGGGUUACGUCGAGAUAACGGCCCCGCGAGCGCUAUCCAAGGACGAGACCGAUUCUGUCCAGGACAGAGAAUAAAGCAUCGAAAACUGUCUGCGAACACAAUCCUAGGCCGCUCAUCUCGCUCCUAUUGUGUCUCAGAUGAUGACGCCGUCCUCUCAAUUGAGCAACUCAGCUAGUACCCGCUUUUAGAGAUAUAAUCUCACUUUUUAAGAUGUAUCUUGAGAUGUUGUAUCGGGAAAUUGAAAGAAACCGGUCCAGAUCGCUUCCUGGCACCUACUUUAUCUGCGCAGAAAACAUACGAAGCAUCUUUAGUCUCGAUAGGGUUGAACUCGCGAUCCAAGAACUUGACUGUGAUCCACACGAACGAAUUGGUCUUGCAAAACAAGUUCACAAAGAAGGCGUCGUCGUUUUUGCUAUUCUUGUUUGGAUGAGACGGCCGGACAGUAUUGUCAAGUUUCGCGAGCACGGAUGCCUAGACGGACAGCUUCCUCUACCCGAGAGUAGAGCCCAGCAGAUCGUGCCUGAAUUUGGGCUUUCUUUUGCUCGCGAGGUCCAAUGGCAAUUUCUUCCAUAUGUUUUCAAAAAGGAUAUGUGUGAUUAUCAUCGCUACAUCCAUGAAGUCAAUGUCAUAUUUCCAUUUGUCGGUGAAGCGGAGAAGAUUGCACAAGGUGGAUUCGGAGAAGUUACAAGAAUACAAAUACCAACAAACCUCCAAGAGUUAUUCCACAGCAAAGAGGCUACUGUAUCCGUGAUUAGGAAACGAAUUAUGCAUCGAAAGAAACAAUCGCAGGAAGCAUAUGAUAAGAGUUUCCAGAGAGAGAUGAGAUCCCUUCGAUUACUCCAUCAGUUGAAACACCCCAAUAUCAUUCCUUUGCUGGGCUCCUACACGCACAACCAAGAACAUAACUUUCUGUUUCCGCCUUUUGCAAUGGACCUGGCUAAAUUUCUAGAUCUAGAGUCCCGGUUCAAAGACUUUCAAUGGAACUUCGUGUUCCCGGUCGCGCUUCGGGGUCUCGCCUCAGCCCUGGAGCAACUUCAUAAUAUAAGUCUAGAUGGCGCUCAUAAUGGGGUACAUUUCACCGGUCUAGGAUACCACCACGACUUCCGGCCUUCGAACAUCCUAAUCACCCACGACUCCUUCGUUCUUGCUGACUUUGGUCUUGGGGAAAUCAAACCAGAACUUGAGAACUCUCAGACGCCCUGGAAGAUGGGGACUGGAGAUUACCUUGCCCCCGAGACCAUGGAUUCUUUAACCUUUGCCCAUCAAUCUGUUGGCCGCUCUAUCGAUGUCUGGGCAUUCGGAUGUCUCAUUGCAGAAGUAGUGAGCUACAUGGAACGGGGUCAUCAAGGAGUGCGGCAUUUUCGUGCUUUGCGGGAAAGUGAGUUGCGCCCGCGAUAUGUGACAACGUAUUUCUUUACUCCGGAUGGCGGGUUGAAAGAAUCUGUCCAACGAUGGCUAGAGGAGAUGGGGACUACUUCGUCCAUAAUAACCAAGAAGAUGUUAAAAGUUGCAUUCCGAGCUCUACAGCCAGUGUUGGCACCUAGAUGUUCUAUCAAGGACGUCCGCGGCGAACUCGACAUCAUCAGCCUCCAAGCACUUGUUUCCACACUAUGUUCAGAGAUGGAGGCAUAUUUGAUCGCCGCAGAGCAAGACCUGGAUCAAACGGGGCUUCAUAUGGCGAUGCGAUUUGAAACGGAAAGGUUGCAUGUGAUUGCUCGCUUCUUGUCCUCCGAAAAAGAUGCGAACUCAUCGAUUUUCUCACAAGAGGAAACUUAUCGUUCCUUUUGCGAUGGACUAAGAUCUCUGUUUAUGACGGUUCACAAUGAGUUGGGCCAUCAAAAGGACAUCAGUCAGCAAGUUGAUGCAAGUGAAACACGAAUCGACCUGGGUGGAUCUGUGCCAGAAAGGGUCCAAAAAAUGGUCCAGAAACUUUGGACAUUUCUUCCAAAGAGGGAAACUAAAAGAAUACAAGAGCUGUGGCUCUCGUCUAUGCAAGAGGAUGACAUUGAGAGGCUGAAUGAUAUUGACAUGUUGAUGCGUGAACAUCGACGAGAGGACUUUUCUGAUGUCGGCCGGAUGGCCGCGAUUCGUGCAACCCGAUUGCAGUUGCUAAAUACCCCAGAUUCUGGCGCCGCAAAUCUCUUACGAGAUCGACAAGAUCUACACCAUAUUGAGUUAUUAAAUGGUCAUACGUACGGCAGAUUCCGUGGAGACCAACCAGUACUAGUCGAGUGGAUGUAUUAUACAAAUCGGUCAGACACCAUACCGGAGCAUCAAAGGCUUCUGAUUAUGGAGCUACGAGCUGAGAGUUUCAACUUGUCUAAACCAGCUAAAUUACGGGUACUCAAGUGUCUUGGUUUCGUAGAAGAAAUCGGAGAGAUGGGACGACGACCAGGGUAUGGAUUUCUUUAUGAACUCCCGGCAACAAUCUCCGAAAACAUAUUCGAGCCUCCCGUUACUUUACAGCAGCUUCUGCUAUUGGGCUCGGACCGCGAUGGAGGAGCGGAAUGUCAGGCCCCGCUGCAGGGUAGAUACCUGCUAGCGCAUUCGCUUGCGGCGUUCUUUGAAGAGCUGUAUACAGUUGGAUGCUUGCAUGAGACAUUCAACUCGAAAAAUGUUUUGUUCACCUGUGAGCCGAAAAAGAUGUUUCUCGAUGGUUCUGUCUGGCGGCAGCCAUACAUAGUCGGCUUUCAAAAGAGCCGGCCUGAUGGAUCAAACUGGGCCACCGAUGGGCCGGCGGAUGAGUUAAGCUACCGUCAGUAUGAACAUCCUGAUUAUCGGGAAGAAGGGAGGUUUUCUCUAGAAUAUGACAUCUAUAGUCUAGGCCUCGUACUGCUGGAAGUUGGUUGCUGGAUCCCACUUCAGAAAUUGGCUCAACGAAGGGAGUAUCGAACACUGAGCCCCGAAGGAUUCCGGCAAGCCUUACUCGAGAAAUAUGUGCCCAGAUUGAGCACAACCGUUGGUGGGGUCUAUCGGGAUUGUGUUCGUGCUUGCCUUGAUGGAUCUCUGGCCUGUAGAGGGCAGACGGAAAGCGGUAAGGAGACUGACAAUGGCAUCUUCGGCUUAUUUCUCGACAAGGUAGUCAAGCCGUUGGAGAGGUUGUCCGAAUAUGAAAUUUGAUUUGUUAAAGUACAUCAACCCCAUUUGCUCCAUCAGAUAGAUCAAAGUGCUCUCUGGGUUCUUCAGUAUUGCACAGUCUCGCUGCAGAUAUUAUAGCCAAUGAGUGAUUUCAUCAAAUUUCAGACUGAGA